ACCUCAGAUGAAGUGUUUUAUUCUCAUGGCUCCAAACCUAUCUGUCACUGACCCUCCCGUGAAUACACGACCUGCCCACCUUUCUCCACCUUCCUCCCGUGAGACCCAUGUCUCUACACAUGGCCCUCCAUGUGCUGACACCAGGCUGAGGUAACCUCUCCAGCCCCAGCAGGGCCCACUCCUCCCCACAAGCAAAUUCACCUCAGUUCACCCCCUCCCUCCCCAGACCACACACACUGAGUUAUAAAUACACGUGUGUCUUCCCAGGAUGUACUCGCUGAGCACAUCUGAACACAGCAGACUCUUCCCAAACCUCCAAGGCCAUGAAAACAACAAAGAACUCUCGCUGCCUCUCCCUACCCGAUUGUGAAUGUAUUUGUUACAGAGAUUAUGUGAGUGGAUCCCAAGAACCCACAACACCAUGUAGAAUUCAAAUCAGCUCAUCACGCAGUGGUCAGAUUAAGGUCAGAGUGUUAACACUGCUGGCUAUCAACACCAUCCUCCUACAGAACAUGAAUCUCCAGGGCCUGGUGCCAUGACUGGAUGUGGUAACUACUCACUAAAUGUUAGUUGAUUGACAGGGUGGUGGAAGGAAGGAAGAGAAUUUGCAUUUACGGAACUCAGGAAAGGGAAGUGUCUCACCCAGAUCACACAGCCUCUGUAAGAGGCACAGGCAGAACUGGAACUGAAAUUGGGCCAGCUCCCAGGUCCGGCCCACCCUCCCCGACCUUGGCUUCUGGGACCAGAGUCACUCUCUGGACUUGGGCUUGGCGGGGAACAGGCAGAGCGGCAGGGUCGCGUGGGGUCUGGUGAGACUCACAUCUGGUCUGAAAGGUCGCAGGGCCUCUGCUGUCGGGCGUCCUUCAGGGAGAGCAGAGCAAGGCCCCGGAGGGGGUGUUCCCCUUCCUGUAAGGCCUCUCGUGAGGAACCCAUGAUGGGGACCACGGAGCCUGGGCCAUGCCACACCCUGUGCAUGCGUCUGUCCUGUGGACUCUGAGGACUUUUAAGCUGUCUGCACCGCUGGGACCAUGGGAGGCAGCGUCAGGACCCAGACCCUCACCGCCCUUCUGUGUCUCGGGCUGUGUCGGGGUCCGUGGGACCAGGUACAGGCAAGGUACCUUCCCAAACCCUCCAUCAGGGCUGACCCCAGCCCCAAUGUCACCAGGGGGACCCCUGUGACCAUCUGGUGUCAGGCAUCUCUGCAGGCUGAUGUCUACUAUCUGUAUAAAGAGAGGGUCUCUGAACCCACGUCCAUGGAGAUCUCACAGGAGUCCAGCGACAAGGCCAGUUUCUCCCUUGGAUUCAUGAGUCCGCACAAUGCAGGGCGAUACCAGUGUCAAUAUCACAGCAGGAACGGCUGGUCACAGCGGAGUGACCUCCUGCCCCUGGUGGUGACAGGAGUGUACGACCCACCCUCCCUCUCAGCCAUCCCAGGCCCUGUGGUGGCCUCAGGAGGGAACGUGUCCCUCUCCUGUAGCUCACCACAUCCAUGGCAAACCUUCCGUCUGCUGAAGGAGGGGGGAGCUGAUGCGCCCCGACAUCUGGAAUUGAAGUUCCCUCGUGAGAAGAGGCAGGCACUGUUCCCUGUGGGCCCCGUGAGCACCUCCCACGGGGGGACCUACAGGUGCUACGUUUCUCCAGCUUCCUACCCGUAUGUGUGGUCACUCCCCAGUGACCCUCUGCACCUUCAGGUCACAGGCGCCUACAGGGAGCCCACCCUCCCAGCCCAGUUGGGCUCACUAGUGCAGCCUGGAGACAACCUGACCCUCCAGUGUCACUCUGAGGCCGGAUUUGACACAUUCGCUCUGAUGAAGGAUGAGGGGCUCACACCUCCCGUGUGUCUAGAUGGGCAGCAGCCCAACUUCUCCCUGGGCUGUGUGACCCCCACCCACGGGGGCCAGUACAGAUGUUAUGGUGGACACAACCUCUCCUCCACAUGGUCGGUCCUGAGUGCCCCCUUGGACAUCCUGAUCACAAGCCUGUACAGGAAACCGUCCCUCUCGGCCCAGCCGGGGCCCUCAGUGUCCUGGGGAGAGAAUGUGACCCUGCAGUGUCGCUCGGAAAUCUGGCUCGACACCUUCUACCUGUCCAAGGAGGGGUCACCUGCUCCUCCCCAGCACAUUCGUCUGCAGGACACAACUGCACCUUAUCAGGUCAACUUCAACAUGAGUCCUGUGACCUCAGACCAUGAGGGGACCUACAGGUGCUACGCCUCAUCCAGCACCUCUUCCUACUUGUUGUCACACCCCAGUGACCCCCUGGAGCUGCUGGUCUCAGCAGCUGACGCCAUCCUCCCAUCACAGAACAAGUCAGACCCCAACAGUGACUCCCACUCCAAAGAUUACACAGUGGAGAAUCUCAUCCGCAUGGGCAUGGCUGGCUUGAUUCUGGUGGUCCUUGGGAUUCUACUAUUUUGGGAUCACUCCAGUCAAAGGAGAAUCCAAGAUGAGGCCAGGAGGUAAACACAAGAGACAACAAUGCCAACAGUUAGUGUGCCCGGGAAUUUCUGCAAUAGUAUGUGGGCCCUGUGCCGUGUGAACUCCUCACUCGUCAUUGUAAGGAGGAGGACUCAUGGCUCAUGUACAGGGAAAAUGCCUGGACUGUUCUGCCAUUAAACUGUGGACUCUCUUUCCCAACCAUG
Acinonyx jubatus (cheetah) is the source of this 2641-nucleotide messenger RNA. Its product is annotated as leukocyte immunoglobulin-like receptor subfamily A member 6. The record is from RefSeq and is a predicted model, not a curated record. NCBI's taxonomy places the organism in Eukaryota, Metazoa, Chordata, Mammalia, Carnivora, Felidae.